Molecule: messenger RNA, 2135 nt
Organism: Aegilops tauschii subsp. strangulata
Lineage: Eukaryota; Viridiplantae; Streptophyta; Magnoliopsida; Poales; Poaceae
Source: RefSeq, a predicted model, not a curated record
UUUUUGUCAAAACUGUAUUCGAUCAAAAGAAAGUCACAUAUGUAGUUCAUGUUCUAUUGUCCUUCAAUGCCUUGCAAUAUGGUCCAGUUGGCAAAAUAAUGAACCAAUGUAGUACUAUUGGAUGACACAGUGUUUACUCAUAAAUGCGAUGUUUUGUUCCAGGUAGCAAGAGGGCCGUCAUGAAGAUUAUGCUAAUAGGUAUGCUAAAAACUUUUGUCAUCUUUUCAUAUGUGACGAUUUAAAUACCAAUGGUCCACUAAUAGUGUUUUUCUAUGAUGAAAUAGUAACUUCAAAAAUUUACCAUGCCUGUAAUCAUUGAAAAUUGAUUCUAAACUAAAAUUCCAGAGAAGCAACUCCCAGUUUGCACGUACUACUAGAAUUUAUGGAAUUUAGCUUUGUUGAUAUUUUUGCCACCAUGCAAUCUUGCAUAAAGGGAAAUUUAAACUACCUUUGGUCUUGCAAAUCAUAAUUACUAUACUACAGCCUUUAAUUAGUUUAUGCAAGGAAGUAACAUAUGCUUUCUUCGACAGCAGCAGCUGCAACCUUGCUAUUCCCAUGUAUUUAUAUGCUGACAUGGCGCAGAAAAGGGAGAAGACUAUGGUUUAUCCUUUGCAACAAGUCUAGCAGAAACAGUGAAAAUAAUUACGAGGCCAUGAUAGCAUCCUAUGGAUCCCUAGCUCCAAAACGAUACAUGUACUCCGAUGUAAUGAAGAUAACAUUUUCUCGCAGCAAUGAACUUGGAAAAGGUGGUUACGGUGUGGUUUUCAAAGGAAGACUUCAUGAUGGUCGUUUAGUUGCUGUGAAAUUCUUGCAUGACUCCAAAGGAAAUGGGGGCGAGUUUGUGAAUGAGGUUAUGAGCAUUGGCAGGACAUCACAUGUUAAUGUUGUUACCUUAUUUGGGUUUUGUUUGGAGGGAUCAAAACGAGCUCUUAUAUAUGAAUACAUGUCGAACAGUUCCUUGGAUAAGUUCCUUUAUUCAGAGAACCCCAAAGAAGUUUUAGGAUGGGAGAGGCUCUAUGAAAUAGCACUCGGGAUUGCUCAUGGCCUCCAAUACUUGCACUAUAGCUGUAAUACACGCAUCAUCCAUUUCGAUAUCAAGCCUCAAAAUAUCCUUCUGGACAGUGAUUUUAGCCCCAAAAUUGCUGAUUUUGGUCUCGCUAAAUUGUGUCAUACGAAAGAGAGUAAAGUUUCAAUGACUGGUGGUGCUAGAGGAACAAUUGGAUUCAUUGCCCCAGAAGUUCAUUCUAGAACCUUCGGAGUGGUUUCAACAAAGUCAGAUGUUUAUAGUUAUGGAAUGAUGUUGUUGGAGAUGGUUGGAGGCAGGAGAAAUGUAAAAUCAAUUGUUGAAAAAUCCAGUGAAAAGUAUUUCCCAGAUUGGAUUUAUGACCACUUUUCACAAGAUGAAGGUUUACAGGCAUGUGAUGUGACAAGUGAAACUACGGAGAUAGCUAGAAAGAUGACAUUAAUUGGCCUGUGGUGCAUACAGGUAUUACCUAUGUAUCGCCCUACUAUAACACGAGUUCUGGAAAUGUUUGAGAGAAGCUUAAAUGAACUGGACAUGCCACCAAAGCAGAACUUCUGUGAACUAGUGUAAGAUAUUUCUCUCCUACUUUUGUUCCUUUGUUUUUGUGUGAAAUUGUUAUUUAGCACUAACUUGAUCUACUCACUUGUCUCUCGUUUCAGUGAAAGUUCAUCUCACAAUAUGGAGGUACAAAGUGCAAGUUCUACCAGUACCAGAUUUGAGAAGAUAAGCCAUGUGAACUCAAAAAACCUACAACGGUUGCCAACUCUUUCAGCAGAUAUAUAAGCCCCAUUAAUCCAAAAAAAAUCCUACAAUGAUUUCCACUCUUUAAGAAGGUGACCUGCAUUGGAGUACAUUCAGAAAUUGAACAAGCACAAUGAAAUUCAGCAUUGUACAUAUUCCAUAUGUAUGCAUGAUCUGGAGCCUCGGUCCGAUGUCAGCGCCCACAAGUUACUGUCCAAGCAAGAACUAAAAUUAUUUCAGGUAUCGUAUGAGCUUUGUGUUGCAAGCUCCAACCGCUAAAAUGCAUGGAUCUUUAAGAGUAUAAACACAAAAGCAGGAUUUAGGCUCUAAGUAUGGGCACUAAACUUUCAUAAUAUGGAUGCAUAAAGGG